Molecule: messenger RNA, 1494 nt
Organism: Pangasianodon hypophthalmus (striped catfish)
Lineage: Eukaryota; Metazoa; Chordata; Actinopteri; Siluriformes; Pangasiidae
Gene: lzic
Product: leucine zipper and CTNNBIP1 domain containing
Exons: 6
Coding region: 277-849 (190 amino acids)
Molecular function (GO): beta-catenin binding
Source: RefSeq, a predicted model, not a curated record
CACAUUAAGUUAAAACACCGGCUAUUGACAGACCCACCCUUUCUUUUCUAUUUCAUAAGGACUUUUACAGGUUGUGUUGGAUCGCAGCUGCUGUUAGUCAUUAAACAAGUGAAGCCUCCUUUUACACAGACUAUAUAAAAGUUAAAUAUAGACUGCUAUAACCUGCUGUAUAUGUUCACGUGGAGAGACUUUGGUUCUUGAGUUGAAAUCCUGACCUGUUUCUGAUUGGCUAAUGAACUCUAUUUGAAUAUCUCAGGCUGAUUUAAGAAACACAUCAUGGCUUCUCGGGGAAAAUCAGAAACUGGGAAACUAAAGCAGAACAUGGAGGAGCAGCUGGACCGACUAAUGCAACAACUACAAGAUCUAGAGGAGUGCAGAGAAGAGCUUGACGAUGAGGAAUAUGAGGAAACCAAAAAAGAGACACUGGAGCAGCUGAGCGAGUUUAAUGAGUCCCUGAAGAAGCUCAUGUCAGGGAAUAUGACCCUCGUGGAUGAAUUGGGAGGGAUGCAGCUGGCUAUCCAAGCUGCCAUCAGCCAAGCAUUUAAGACCCCUGAAGUUAUUCGACUGUUUGCAAAGAAGCAGCCUGGGCAAUUACGGACAAGACUGGCAGAGAUGGACCGUGAUGUGAUGGUAGGAAAACUUCCUAGAGACGUGUACACUCAGCAAAAACUGGAGAUCCUCACAGCCCUGAGAAAACUGGGCGAGAAGCUUACAGCAGCGGAUGAAGCUUUUCUCACAGAAAAUGUCAGUGCCACUCUGAGCCAGUUUGAGAAAGUUACAGCGAAUAUGGGAUCUGAAGAUAAGAUCAUGGCCUUAGCUAGCUCUGGAGUUGAAAAGACCCAGACCUAGUGAUGCACUAUUUCUCAUGUGUUCUGUAAAUGAUGUGUGUGAUUUAUUAUUAUUAUUUUUUUAAAAAACAGUGGUUUAAUGUAAUAUUUAGUCCUACAGUUUUGGAUCACAAUUCUUAAGUGCCAUUUAACAGAGUUUCUUAAUUGUCUAAUUAUUUACACGCUUAACCCCAGUGACCUUCAAAAUACUCGUACAUUUUUGUGUGUGUGAUUGUACAGUUUAGGAAUUUCGUGAAGCUAGCAGAUCAGAUAGUAAUGUAUAAUAUUUACAUUUGGUACAUUGUGUUAGAUGAUUUGUGUUUUGGUAAUUCCUGCCUGUGUGAAUGUCUUGAUGCUGGAGUGUUUUGAAAAUUUCAGAUAAAAGAAAUUUCUUACAACGCAUUUUUGAAUGUCUAACUUUUACACUUUGUACAACGUUCUAUUUAUGAUGUAAAUGUCUAAAACAUGUAAUGCAAACACAGCUGACUGUUUUUGACAUUUGAGUAUUCAGAACUGCAUGCUUUUUAUUACAAAUUGUAGGCCAUAUAGUCAUGAAGGUGACACAUUAAUAAUAAUUGUACUUUUUCCUAUAUGUUCUGUAUGGAAAUGUUUGUUACUAAUGUUAAAUAAUAAUGCUUUAUAUGAUAAUACAAAACUUGAUAAAUUU